Molecule: messenger RNA, 641 nt
Organism: Ceraceosorus guamensis
Lineage: Eukaryota; Fungi; Basidiomycota; Exobasidiomycetes; Ceraceosorales; Ceraceosoraceae
Exons: 1
Coding region: 205-609 (134 amino acids)
Source: RefSeq, a predicted model, not a curated record
CAAAAGAAUUUCCCCACCAUCUCCAUAACGACCUUCCGACUCGAAUCCUGUUGUGUGUUCCAACCGCGUUCCGAAGACUUGACUCGGCGCCUUGAGCUUCAACGACCAUCCGAUCUUACCUUUCUCGUCGCAUAACCGAACACCUCUCCUCGUCCUCUCGCCAAUUAUCAAAGUUGUUCUGUUUGUCUCGCCACAAACUCUCCAAUGAGUUCCUCUACCGCCCCUCUCACGUAUUCCGAGCCCAAGUGCCGUAUCGAGCCCCGAGUACCUACUUUAAAGAAGAAAACAACAACCCCCUCCCUUCGCCAAUCCUAUCCAUCAUCCCCACAAACGUGUUCCCACAAGUGUGCUCUCUGUGCGUGUGUGUUGCGUGCUUGUACCGGCCAGCGUACCCGAAUCAUGGUACUGUUAACGCAGUUGAUUUGCAAGCAAAUCAUCGCGAUGGCGGUCGCGACAUCGUGGGAUACUUCUGCGAACGGACCACCACGCCAGCAUUGUCGGCGAGUUCUCACACUGCGGCGCUUCCAUUCGUUGUAUGCGACGAGCAUGACUGGACUUUGGCAGAUCUGUGCGCAUAACGACAGGGAGGACGUGGAUUGCGAGCGGUGAGUUUCAGGUUGGUGAAUGAGGUCUGCUUGCAC